This is a messenger RNA of Trichomycterus rosablanca, 9823 nucleotides long. RefSeq names its product zinc finger, ZZ-type with EF hand domain 1 (gene zzef1). The transcript is spliced from 54 exons. NCBI's taxonomy places the organism in Eukaryota, Metazoa, Chordata, Actinopteri, Siluriformes, Trichomycteridae. Gene Ontology annotation, molecular function: zinc ion binding; calcium ion binding. Bases 1 to 9171 code for a protein of 3056 amino acids. The record is from RefSeq and is a predicted model, not a curated record.
AUGGGGAACGUGGAGAGCGGCGGCGGGGGCGCAGGCAGCGGGGAUGACGAGGACAUUGAGCCGGAGAGUCCGAGCUUGGCGGAAGGCGGCACGGCCUCUGCGGCGGCCGGAGCCGGCAGCCCCAGCGGCGGGAGCGGAGAAGGAGGAGCACGAGCUGGAAGACCCGGGUCGAGUCGGACCGGCCGGGGUUCGGGUCAGACCCCGGUGGCGAGCUGCGGGCUGCCCUCUCCGGAGGCGCUGAUGGAGCAGGUGCGGCUCCGGGAGGCGGCGGGCCGCGCGGGUGACGUCAGUGGUGUGGCAGUGGCGGAGUCGGUGAUCUCGCGGAACGAGAGCGCGCUGCUGCGCUGGCUGGAGGAGAGGGUGUCGCGCGGGGAGGAGAGCCUGACUCUGGAACAGUUCUGUGACAUGCUGGAGAGCAGAGAUGUGCAGAGAGAGGAGUGUGAGGAGGCCUUCGGUCAGUUCGAUGCUGAAGGUGAUGGUGUGGUUGAGGCUGAGAGCAUGCUAAUGGCUCUGAAGAACAGCAACGGAGCCAAUCUGCAAGGAGAGCUCAGUCACGUUAUCAGACAGCUGCAGGCCUGUUCGCUGACCCCAGGAUUUGUGGAUAUUUUCUCGAAAUCAAAAGACAGAACAGGAUCACACGCCUCAAAGAUCCUGAAAUUCCUGCACAGGAAUCGUAUCCCCAGCAGUGCCAUUCCCUUCCCAACUCUGGACUGCUACAACAGCAUCAGCUCCAUGAGAUCCUCUGUGCUGCAGGACUUUCUCGACUACCUUCUGCAAAAAGAGAAAGAUCUGGACAUUCAGUAUGGGGCAGAGCUGACCCAGGAUCCGGAGGUAGAUCGGGUGAAAGUUGUCUCUCAGUGCUACAGCUCCAUCGAGGCCUCAUCUAACACUGCAGAUGUCCACAAGAUGAACAAUGGUGAGACAGUGUCCUACUGGCAGUCUGAUGGCAGCGCACGCUCUCAUUGGAUCAGGUUAAAACUGAAGCCAGACAUCGUGCUGCGGCGGCUGGCUAUUGCAGUGGUCUCCAGCGAUCACAGCUACAUGCCCCAGCUGGUGUCUGUAUCAGUAGGGAAGAACCGGCGCUCGCUGCAGGAGAUCAGGGAUGUUCAAAUCCCCGGCAACGUUACGGGCUACGUGGCCCUUCUGGACAAUGCCAACAUCACUCAUCCAUAUGUUCAAAUCAACAUUAAGCGAUGCUUGAGCGACGGCUGUGACACGCGCAUUCAUGGCUUGAAGAUGAUGGGUUACCAGGUCACUAAGAGCAGAGAGGUGUCUGUAUCGGAUGCCUCGGCUAUCUGGUACCUGUCUCUCCUCACCUCGUUAGUGACGGUGUCGAUGGAGACGAACCCAGCGCUCGCCAACACUGUACUACAGAACACACAGAAAGCCUUACAGCACAUGCCACCUCUGUCUUUAACCCCGUCCUCCACGGAGUUCCCCAAGUUCUUCUCCUCAAACGUCCUGGAAGAGGUGGAUGCCUUCCUGCUUCGGAUUGCUGAUUGCUGUGUGAGUGCCGAUGCAGAACUGACUCUCUUGGCGUUUGCUCUGGCUCGGGGCAGCGUGGUGAAGGUGCUGCAGUCCCUGGCUGGAAUGUGUGAGCGAGUGAACUCUCAGUACCGCGCAGCAUCACUGCUGGCAUCCAUGGCUUCAGUACGCCUCCGCCAGCUGCACCGCAAUGGUAAAUCUUUACAGCUGCAUCUACAAGCGUGUGAUGUGAAGAGCCGAGACAACAAGUGUGGACCUGAGAACAUGCUGACCGAGCCCUAUUCAGGAGAUGGUUUUUUGACAGAGAGCGGGAAGACGAAAGCCUGCGUGAUUCUGUCCACUGAGAAUCGGACCUGCUUCCAGGUUACACAAAUCAGAAUCAAAGUGCGAAAAGGAGCUAUCGGGGCAAAAUGUGGCCUUGUGUUUACGUACAAUGACUCUGAACCGUUUGAUGCAGACAAGCACUUUAAAAAGUUCAAGAAGUUCGACUCCUGGGACUUUAAGGACUACAAAGAGUUUGUCCAGCACAAAAAUGGCAAUAAGGGAGCAGUUGAGUUAAAUGAGGAGGAUCCUGUUGGCUGGUUUGAGCUGGAGGACGACUGGAAUGACGUGGAGAUCAAAGUACAACAGUGUCGUGUGUCCAAUUUCCUGAUGGUAAAAUUUGUGUGCGUGAGGCAGGACUCGGCUGAACGGCUCGGCGUUCAUCAGCUGGUCUUCAGCGGCUACGCGUGUCAAGAUUCUGAGAGACUGGAGGAAGAGGAACUGAACUCUCAGUCUCAGGGGAACGAGCGUGGACAGGUCACAAGUCUCAGUCUCAUCAAAAAGACCCUUUACUUCAUCCAGCAACUUACCAGAGACCUGCCAACAUAUACACAGGACAUACUGCUGCACAAGCAGAAGGCCGUGCUGGAUUUUAAUGGGCUGAACCUGCCGCUCUUCUGGGACCUUUACAGGAAACUCAGGGCUAUAGAGGGAGAGGAGGCGAUAAAGGCUCGCAUACUUUUGCUUCGAGUCCUUCAGAACUGUUUUUCAGCUCUUCCUGUCUUACCGGAAUCCCGGAGCUCACUGGGAAACGUGUCGUCAUCAUCUUUCUCACCGUCGUCACCAUCAUCAAUGCAAUCAUCAUCAUUAUCCUCCUCAGCUGUGGUGUCAUCGAGCACAGAUGUGGAUCCAGCUGAGGCUGUAGGGGAGCUGUAUAGUCACCUGUGUCAGGUGGUGGACGAGCCUGAUGGAGAGACGGAUGUAGAGAAAACUCUAGGAAAAGAAGCAGUGAAGGCCAUUCUGGGCGGUGCCGCCAUCUUCUACCCCGACAAGCAGAGCCGACGCGACAAGCUCUUUGACAUGAUGAAGAACAUAACAGAGGAAACUCAGCCGGAGUCUGUUAAGCUGACGUUCGAGUCACUCUGCAACUAUUUCAGUGAACAGGAUCCCAGUGGUCUUUUGCUGUUGCCCCCCAAAGGAGCGCCUGUCGACUUCGACACUUCCCCCAUCUCCAACGUUAUGCACACCCUGCUUCUUGUUGCCACUAAGGAGUGUGAGUUGAUGAUGGUGGAUGGCAGUGGAGGACCAAGUCUAAAGAACUUGCUGUCUCUUUUCUGGGCGCUGCAGGGAAGUUUGCUGUCCUGGUGCUACCUGCAGCUUAAAACAGGGGCGUCCCCCGCCAGUGACCUGGCCAGAAACAUCCUGGUUAUAUAUGUGGAACAGUUCCUGGAGGCUGUUAAGUCCACCCUGAAGUCCCUGUUGGAGAGAUAUUCUGCUGCUGACAUCACUGCCAAGCUUGGCAGCUCCAUCAUCAUCACGGCCACCAGACAGCUGGCAAUCUUCUUGCUGGAGCUGUGUGCUCUGGAUAUUUCUCACUGUGUGUUCCUUAAGCUCUUCUUUACUCUGCUUGAGCUGAUCAAGCAGCUGUCCAGCAGUACAGAGGCUAACUCCGGGGCUGAUUUGGACUGUCAGCAUCCUCAGCAGCCAGUGGUAUUAAGAACAUGGACCAUGGAAUCUCCUCACAAUUAUGAGGACAGUAAACAUGAGAGCACAGUGUUUCUCUGUCCCGGAGCUACAUACUUUGAGGUGGAGUUUGAUGAACGCUGUGAGACGGAGAAGAGGUAUGAUUUUUUGGAGUUUACAGAUUCCAGAGGAGGCAAAAUACGAUAUGACAUGAAGGUUGGAACCGAGAAGUGGCCGAAGAAAGUCACGUUUAAGGCUGGACACCAGCUGCAGUUCCUCUUUCACUCGGACAGCAGUAACACUGAAUGGGGCUACAAGUUCACAGUGACUGCAUUCGGUCUGCCCGACAUCAGCGUGUCCUGGAUCUGUGAUCUGCAGCUGCUGGUGUCCAGACUUAUGGGACGCCUGGCUUCACGUGCCAUGGCACUAAAAUCCCCACAAGACGUUGGUGGGAAGGAGCUUCGUGCAGGUGUGAUAAACCAUGUGCUCUCCUCUCCUCUGUGGAAGCCAAUAUUCAGACAUGGUCUAAACGAACCUUACAGAAAUGACGAACUGGUACCCAGUAGUACUGAUGGACAACAGGUCUCCUUUGAGGACGAGGUAUCGGAGUUCCUGGUGGACUUGGCUAACUGGGAUCCUUCUCAGGAAGCAUCUGAUGCAAGAACGGAACUUAUGAGGAACUUAAUGCUGAACUUUAAGAAGCAGCUAAUCAGAGGCGAGAUUGUUGCAGGGUCCAAAAUUGACCAGGCAGUGAACGCAAUCUGGGCGGCCAUGGUGUACCAUACCCCUGCCCUUCAGUCUUCUCUCAGGAACUUUGUGGUAAAGCAGGGGCAGAGCUGUGUGGGUGAGGACCUGCUGCAGGUCUACAUACUGGCUGAUGGCAUUAGGACAUGGAUGUUGGAGAUGAAACAGCGCUCCCAGCUGUCUAAAAAUGGACCUGUGGAGAAAGAGGACAGUCAGGAUGAAUUUACACCUGAAUCUAUGGCUGAGAUCUGCAUCAGAAAGAGUUUGCUCCUCUUCAGGUUCAGACCUGAUGGGACCUCUGCACCCCUGUCAGACCUUGACCAUCCGAAAUCAGCAGAGAGUCCUCAUGUCCCCCAUUUCCUUCACUCUGUCUCCAUAUCAGAAGGAGAUUUUCAGCCCUGCCCCUCCGUCUCCUCCUCCUCCCAGAGUCCUGCGGUUGCUGAGACUGUUCACCCCCUCAGAGUACAGACCCAGAUCUCAUCUGCUUCUGAUCCAGGAGCUCCCAGCGGUGCCAGUGCAGGUGCCAGUGCAGGUGCCAGCGCACAAGGCUCCAGAGGAUCGACAGAAAGUCUUCACUCUCAGAGCGGCGAGCCCGUGUCUCCGCUGGCUUUCUCUCGCAAAGCGCCUUUUAGUCGGGGUCGCCUCAGGCUGCUCUCGCUCCGCUCGGUGGAGGAAACACGGGCUGCACCGUCGGUUAAGGAGAGGUUUUCCAUCCUCAAACACAUAUUCAGCUUUAUGAAGGACUCAGCAGUUUGUGAGACCAGUGUUCUAAAGACUCUUGCUUUAAAGAAGACCCAGGCUCUGACUGUAUGCGAGGUUUUGGAGACGGUACAGCAGUGUUUACUCUCCCUGGGAAAGCCGCACCUCUUCCAGGCCCCCUGCAUCCUCUUCCUCCAGGAGCUGCUGGCCUGCCAGAAAGAUUUCAACAAUUACUUCUCUCAGUUAUCAGGCUGUGGACUGGAGCUGAAGGAACAGGUCAGACGUUCCUAUCAUCAGCUCAUUCUGAUGCUGGUAGAGGCAGUGCGAGGCUUCGACAACAUCAAUGACAAGGUUCUGUUGCCGGCGUUGUCGUGUGUACAGACGUGUCUGCUGCACCUGCUAGACAUGAGCUGGGAGGCUCAGGAUCUGCCUCUGUUUGAGGAAAUCAGGCUGCCCGAUCUGCUGCUCGACAUGUCCAAGGAGAACAUCAGCGUGCACGACAUCGCUAUCAGUCAGUGGACAGAGGAGGACGAGAUCGCUGACUAUGAAAGGAACACGGAGUGGAUGGACGAGUGCAUGGACGGCAUGUUUGAGAAAUGGUUUGACAAAAUCACCCAGGCCUCCCCAGACGAAAAGAGAAAGAUGCACAUGUUCAUCGCACGGUAUUGUGAUCUGUUAAACGUGGAGAUCUCGUGUGAUGGUUGUGAGAGGAUCGCUCCAGGUCAUCGUUAUCGAUGUCUGCAGUGCACCGACAUGGACCUGUGCAAGACCUGUUUCCUUAGUGGUGCCAAGCCAGAAGGGCACGAGGACGAUCACGAGAUGGUAAAUAUGGAGUACGCCUGUGACCACUGUCAGGGUCUUAUCGUGGGCAGCAGGAUCAACUGCAACGUCUGCGAGGACUUCGACCUUUGCUUCGGCUGCUACAAUGCCAAAAAAUAUUCAGACAGUCACCUGCCCACCCAUCGGAUCACGGUUUACCCCAUGGUGACCAUUCGCAUCAGCGAUCGGCACCGACUGAUCCAGCCGUACAUCCACAACUACUCCUGGCUCCUGUUCACCAGCCUGGCUCUGUUCACCUCUGAGCUAACCAACGAGCUUCAGGACAGCGCGUCUCGGAGUCAUGCUGCAUCACUGCAGAGCCACUGCUCCCAGCUAAUCACCGACUGUCUGAUGAAGGGCCAGACAGGAAAAGGUUUGCGAGCUUCAGCCCUUUUGACUCUUCUGUCCUGCAAUGAACCUGAGAAUGAGCUGUGUACCUCCAGCCUGGAGUCCAGUCAGGAGAUCAGUACGUCAGAUACUGUUUCUUUACCUGGAAGUACUGCAGCUCUCUGCUCACCACCACCUCCUUUAGACAAGAGUAAAACCGCUUCUCUUUUUGAAAAACCAGUGGGUUCAGAGGAGAAAGAGGCUCAAUGUAAACUGGUUUCUCAAGAUACACUGGAUUCCGCUAGUCUGAGUAAUACACCGUCCACGGAUGACACCCUGUCUCCAGAUCUUAAAGGUCAGUGUGAGACAACUGGGGACACCAUCACCUCUCCUAACUCUGAAAUCCUGGACAUAAGCAAAGACGGGGACAACAGGACGGCUAAGGCGCCAGUGCAGGGCCACGUGUUUGCCGAGUGCUCCAGGGAGAGGAUUCUGGGACUGCUGGCAGCCAUGUUACCUCCAGCUAAACCGGGCUCUACAAUAUCCAUGUCCAACCUGAACCCCAUCCUGCCUCUGCUCUUCCGCGUGGUCAUCUCGAACGCCGGCUGCCUGAACGAGGCCUACCACCUGACUCUCGGGCUUCUGGGGCAACUCCUGCUGCGCAUCUCACCCGCCGAGGCCGACGCUGCCGUCACCGAGGCUCUGGCUGAUAAGUAUGAGCUGCUGACACUGGCUGAUGCAGCUGCUAAUGAAACACAAGGCUGGAAAACCACACAGCUUCUCUUCAGUCUGGGUGCCGUGUGUCUGGAUAGUCGCAUUGGUCUAGACUGGGCGCGCUCAGUGGCUGACAUCUUGGGGAACCUGAAUUCGUGUCCUCAGUGGUCUAAGGUCAUUGCAGGCUUCACUGACCACUGUGUUCAGCAGCUACCACGACAAGUCAAACGUACCAACGUCUUCGCUCUGCUAGUCCUUGUGGUCUUCCCUGAGGUGCUGUGUAUGGGCACUCAGUCUGUGUUUAUGGACAACGCUAAUGAGAAGCACAACGUCAUUCUGCUGAAACACUUCACCGAGAAGAACCGGGCUGCUGUCGUCGACGUGAAGACGCGCAAAAGAAGGACAGUAAAAGACUACCAGCUGGUGCAAGCUGACGAAAGCUCUGGUCCAUCAAGCCACUACCUGAAGAACUUCAUCUCCAUAGCCAGCCAGCUGCUUCAAAGCGGGGUGGACAGCAGCGCCCCAGAUGCCGUAGAAGCCGCGUGGGUGCUCUCACUUGCCCUCAAGGGACUGUACAGCAUCCUGAAGAAGCAUGGCAGUGAACAGGCCCACCAGGCGGUACACGGCGCUGGUCUCAUGCAGCUGCUGGUACGUAAAUGCAGUAAAGGAACGGGUUUCAGUAAGACGUGGCUGCUGCGGGAUCUGGAGAUCCUCUCAGUCAUGCUGUACUCAUCCAAGCGUGAGAUCCACAGCAUGGCCGAGGAGAGUGACAGCGGCGAGAGAGAGGAGGACAGUGGGCGAGAGAAAGAGCACGAUUCGGAUCGUUCCAGCUGCUCUGCCGAAGACAUGGACCCCCUCGAGGGUCUGGAUGAGGAGACCAAGGCCUGCUUCCAGCUUACCCACGAUGCCCUAAACGCGCCCCUGCACAUCUUGCGUGCUCUGUACGAGCUCCAAAUGAAGAGGACCGACUCCUUCUUCCAGGAGGUACAGAAACGGUUUGACGGCGACGUAAUAAAGACGGAUGAAACGAUCCGGACGUUGGCACAGAAGUGGCAGCCUGGUAAAAGACCACACUCGGAGGAGCGGCAGGCUAAAGCAGUGGACACGGACAUGAUCAUUGUCCCUUGUGUGUCGAAGCCUAGCCUUUGUGAGAAAGCCACCGAGGAGACAAACUCAGUAACUCAGAAGCUGAUCACUGUGACAGAGAGCGAGCUUCAGCUCAGUUAUGCCAAGCAGCGGCGCUCCAAGAGCUCUGCCCUUCUGCACAAGGAGCUGGACGCUCGCAGCAACAAGGCCGUGCGACACUAUCUGUACCGGGUAAAUGAGGCCAUUGGGAUCCUGUAUGCCCGGCACGUUUUGGCAUCCUUGCUGGCUCACUGGCCUGAUGGAGAUCCCAUCAGGGAGAAAGAUCUGGAACUGACUGGAGCCUCGCACAUGGCCUACAUUCUGGACAUGCUCAUGCAGCUGGAGGAGAAGCCCAUGUGGGAGAGGAUACUACAGAAAGUUAUAACAGGCUGUGGUCAGAGCAUACUGGACAGUCUGUCCUUGACAGCUUGUCAGUUCAUGGAGGAACUCGGCAUGGCCGUGCAGGUCCGUGAGUCUAAACACCCCUACGACAACAACACCAGCUUUGAGGACAAGGUGCACAUCCCCGGUGCCUUUUAUCUCUCUGUGAAGUUCGACUCGCUCUGCCACACCGAGGAGGGCUGCGAUGAGCUCCAGCUAGCCAGCAGCGCCGACUUCCUGCAGGACCUGCACACCUUUAGCGGCCCCUUCCACAAAUGGGCUGACGUGGAGAUUCCAGGAGACACUCUUCACUACCGGUUCAUAUCUGACAUGAGUAACACAGAGUGGGGCUACAAGUUCACUGUAACCGGAGGUCACCGGGGACGCUUCCAGACUGGUUUUGAGAUCCUGAAGCAGAUGUUAUCUGACGACCAGGCUUUUGCUCAUCUACCAUUAGCCGACAUCUGGGAAUGGCAGGUGGGCGUGGCCUGUCGUCAGACAGGAGGUCAACGUCUGAAGGCUAUUCACCUGCUGCUCCGAAUCCUCCAGUGUCCUUCUCAGUGGAGCUGUGAUCUGACCCUGCUGAGGCCGCUGUGGCAGCUCUUCACCACCAUGCAGGGUGGCGUAAGUCAGGAUCCCACCAGCAUCACCGUCCUCCUGCCUCUUCAUCGUGCCCUUACUGAACUCUUUUUCAUCGCUGAGUCCAAAGCCAUGGAACAGGGCAUUCUUCAGGAGUAUCUGAUUGCUCUGACGACUAAUGAGCAACUGGUUGCCCACACAGCUCAGGCUCUGAAGAACAUCGCUGCCAUCAGCCUGGCCAUCAAUUACCCAAAUAAAUCCACCAGGCUGCUGAGUCUUUCUCGCCAGGCAGAGCCACACGAACGGCAAGACCGCACUGCGUGUUCGCUCACACUUUUAGACGAGUCGGUGUAAAAGGAUGGAUUCAUUUCUUUUCUUUUUUAUUUGUAUUGUUUGAAUGUUCACAGAUACUGUGCACUUGAACCACAUUCUUCUCAUUAGUUUGAUGUGCCAUGGGCACCUUCAGCCUUAAUUUUUUUUUUUAAUGAUCUCUGGUCCCUUGUGAUAAGCAUGACGGUGAAAAUAGGGAAAAACUUUUACCCCUUUAAAUAUAUCUACAAUUUAACUUUAAUAAGUGCGUUUACAUGUACAUUAAUAUUCCAGCAGAUACCUGAUGGUGCAAAAUAACCUAAAUGCAGGGGUACAAGCCAGGCAUGUGAGCACUUGAACAAUCAUUCUUAGUCAGAUCUCUAUAUGGAGAAAAGUGCUGCAUCCCAAAUCACAUACUUGCAUAACAAAUAGUACAAUACAGUACUGUACCAUUGAAUAAAUACAUCACAUAUGCUGCUGUUACUAUUUUGAUAAUACAAUAAAUAAUUACAAUCACUACAAAUAAUUAUAAGUAUGUCACUACAAUUUUUCUGUUGACUUAGUGUCAUACACUAAAUGAGUAAGUUCAUAUCCAACUAUACGAUAGUUACAAAUCAUUCCUAGAUCAAACACAUGGAAACAAAUCUUUAAAAAAUUUACUUAUAUUACUUAAAUUAAGUUAGAAAUUAUGAGUAAA